This is a messenger RNA of Rotaria sp. Silwood1, 1128 nucleotides long. The record is from the annotation of a GenBank genome assembly. NCBI's taxonomy places the organism in Eukaryota, Metazoa, Rotifera, Eurotatoria, Philodinida, Philodinidae.
AUGAAGAAAAAAAUACAACUUACAUUAAAUGAAUUACGACAUGCUUCAAUCAAUUCACCUGAUACUUAUCCAACUGAUGAUGAUGAUCCUAUUGACGGGAUAAGGUAUCAAGAUGGUGGUACCUCUACAAAAAAGAAGAAACCAUCACUUCCUCUAUCAUUAUCUUCAAUUCAUGUUCCAGUCAAUCAUGUCCCUACUACAAUUUUAGUUGAUACUAGUGCUGCAAUUUCUUUUAUUCAUGAUAAAACAUUAUCCAAUAUGCAACACCAACCCAUCAUGCCCUGCUCAUUAAAAGAAGUUCAUACUGUCAAUAGUGGCUUUAUAUCUCUCCUUGGCAUAGUCAAACUUACUGUUCAAAUUCAUCAUCUUGAUACACAUAUUGAUGCUUAUAUUACACGUGAUCUUAUUUGUCCUAUGAUUUUAGGUCGUGAUUGGACUCAACAAAAUUAUGUUAAUGUUAAUUUUUGUACCAAUCGUAUUUAUCUUUAUAAUGGUCUUGCUUCAACUCCUUUAUUACCUAUAUCUCGUAGUGAACCAGUAAUUAUGUCAUUAUCACAUUCUGUUGUUAUUCCUCCAUUUCAUCAAAAAUUUAUAUAUGGUUAUGUACCUCUUAAAUCAUUAGACGAUGCCUUAUUUACACCUAUUAUUGCUCUACAACAUGCUAGAAUGGUCCUAAUUCUUCAUUCACUUCUUCAUAUUCGUGAUAAUCGUGAUGUUAUUUCCAUUAUCAAUAAUACUCGUCAUUCAAAAUACAUUCCACGUAAUACUCCACUUGGUUUUAUCUAUUCAUCAACUGCAACAGCGGGUCUCAACGUCAUUCAUGCAUCACCUAUGAACUUUUCUGAUUCUUCUUCUUCAUCUUUAUCUUUAUUAUCAUGUAACCAUUAUGGUGUUCGUUUUUCUACUGAAUUAACAUUGUAUGAUCAUUUGUUUCAUUGUUGUAAUAAAGAUUUAACAGGUACAACAAAGACUAUUCCUCCCUUAGUUGAACAUAUCGAUGAUCCUGUCAAGAAAAUGAAAGUUUCCCUCAUGCUACAUCACUAUCAACAACUUUUUUAUGAUUCAUUUUUACAAGGCAUUACCUGUAAACCACAACACGCUAUGAACAUCGGUUCUCAUUCUCCUUAG